Molecule: messenger RNA, 1503 nt
Organism: Zasmidium cellare ATCC 36951
Lineage: Eukaryota; Fungi; Ascomycota; Dothideomycetes; Mycosphaerellales; Mycosphaerellaceae
Exons: 5
Coding region: 1-1503 (500 amino acids)
Biological process (GO): transmembrane transport
Cellular component (GO): membrane
Molecular function (GO): transmembrane transporter activity
Source: RefSeq, a predicted model, not a curated record
AUGGAACCGACGACCACGGCGCAUGACUUGAAAACUUCCAAGAACGACCUCAAAACGCCCCCAGUCGACGAAACAGCACAAAUCGACAUUGAUAAUGGCUCCACGACCACGUACAUCGAUCCAGCUCAGGAACGUAAAGUCCUACGGAAAUUCGACCUCUUCGCAAUCGGCCUCUUCGGCCUCUUCUACGCCAUGGCAAACCUCGACAGAAGCAAUUUAGGCAACGCCCAGAUCGCCGGGAUGCCAGAAGACAUCGGGCUCGUGGGGAAUCAAUUCGGGACGGCGACGACGUUGCUGUACGCAACCUACGUUCCCUUCGAAGCCCCCGCGGCUCUCCUCCCCAAGAAGAUCUCCCCAAAAUACCUCAUGUCGUUUUGUGCGUUUUCUUGGGGCUUGACGACACUUGACAUGGGAUUCAUCCAAGACUAUAAAGGCCUCUACGCCUGCCGCCUCCUGAUCGGUCUCUUCGAGAGUGGCCUCAUUCCCUCCAUCAACGUUUACAUCGCCAUGGUGUACAAGAAGUCGGAGAGAGGGAAACGUUCUGCCGUGGUUUUCGCCUUUAAUGCCUUUUCGAGUGCGUUCGGAGGCGUCCUCGCCUUUGGACUCACGCAAAUCCGUGGGCCGAACGGGUUCGAGGGAUGGCGAUGGCUCUUCAUAGUCGAAGGGCUGCUAACCCUCCUCCUCGUCCCCCUCUCUUACACCCUCUUCCCCGCCACCCCCACAACCGCCUGGUUCCUCACCGCCCCCGAAAAACACCUCAUGACCCUCCGCUACACCCAAAAAACCUCCCACUUCGCCCUCGACGAACCCUUCGCCUGGACCGCCGUCGUCAGCGCUUUCACGGAUACGAAGUGGUACGCCUUCUGGAUCUAUCAGUUCUGCUGCGAUGUCUCGCUGUAUGGGCUCACGACGUUCAUGCCGGCGACUGUGCAGGGGUUGGGGUAUUCGUCUGUUCAAGCGAAUUUGAUGACGGUGCCGGUGUUCAUGGUUUCGUUGGUGGUGUUUCUCGUCAUUGCGUGGGCUUCGGAUCGCACGGGAUUGAGAGGGCCGUAUCUUCUCGGUGCUCUAACAAGUCUAAUCAUCGGCUACGCAAUCCUCAUCUCUGUGGAGAAUUUGAAGGCGAGGUACUUUGCCUGCUUCAUGGCCGCAAUAGGCAUCUACCCAACCACCGGCCUCUCCCUCAUGUGGCUGCAAGACAACGCCGCAGGCCACUACAAACGCGCCACCAUGGUCGGUAUGACCCUGACUCUCGGCAACACGGCCGGCGUGGCAGUCGGCCAGAUCUUCACGACCGAGUCGAAACCUCGCUAUAUCGAAGGUAUGUCCAUCGCCCUCGGGCUCGCUUGCGUGAGUAUGGCGAUGGUAGUCGCCUUGAUGGGCGGUAUGGCGUAUGUCAAUGGCAAGAGGGCGAAGGCGAUCAAGAAGGCGGAAGAAGAAGGGAAGGAGAUAGAGCCGCGGCCGGGAAAGGGGGAUUAUGAUGUGCACUUCAGGUAUUCUUUGUAG